Polyodon spathula (Mississippi paddlefish) is the source of this 1151-nucleotide messenger RNA. It is a transcript of the gene cetn2, whose product is annotated as centrin, EF-hand protein, 2. NCBI's taxonomy places the organism in Eukaryota, Metazoa, Chordata, Actinopteri, Acipenseriformes, Polyodontidae. Gene Ontology annotation, cellular component: centrosome; centriole. Bases 185 to 703 code for a protein of 172 amino acids. Gene Ontology annotation, biological process: nucleotide-excision repair; mitotic cell cycle; centriole replication. The transcript has 5 exons. The record is from RefSeq and is a predicted model, not a curated record. Gene Ontology annotation, molecular function: calcium ion binding.
CCAGCCUACGCCCGUACUGUUUUGUUUGCUUAGCUACAGGAAGAGUGUUUGUGUGGAUGUCAAACGUACUGUGUGAAAAUAAUUACAAAUACAUUAAUAAUAAGAUAACACAUUCAUAUACUUUUUAUUUGUGUAUCUUUUCGGGCCUGGUCCACAUUUUUCUUUGGUUACACGCACAGCUGUGAUGGCUACUAGCUACAAGAAGCCAUCACUGGGAGCCACUUCUCAGCGGAAGAAGACUGGCCCCAAGCCAGAGCUGACGGAGGAGAUGAAACAGGAGAUCCGGGAAGCGUUUGACCUCUUCGAUACAGAUGGAUCCGGAUACAUUGAUGUGAAGGAGCUAAAGGUUGCUAUGAGAGCGCUGGGGUUUGAACCUAAAAAAGAAGAAAUAAAGAAAAUGAUUGUGGAAAUUGAUAAGGAAGGGACUGGAAAGAUAGACUUCAAUGACUUUCUGGCAGUGAUGACCCACAAAAUGGUAGAAAAGGAUUCAAAGGAGGAGAUUCUAAAAGCCUUCCGCUUGUUUGAUGAUGAUGAAACUGGGAAGAUCUCAUUCCGGAACCUAAAGAGAGUGGCGAAAGAGCUUGGAGAGAACCUGACGGACGAGGAGCUACAGGAGAUGAUCGAUGAGGCUGACAGGGAUGGAGAUGGCGAGGUUAAUGAACAAGAGUUCCUGCGCAUCAUGAAGAAGACCAGCCUGUAUUAACGGGAGAGAUAGAGAUAGAUAGAUAGAGCUUGCGAGUGCUGUGUCUUCAACUUCUCUUCCGUAUGUCUUUUUUUUUAUUUAGCUAUAUCAAAGAAUACUCCCAGGUCAAGUUGCUGAACAGGUUUAAAGGGCACUGCUGUUUGAAUUUAAACAUAAUGUCUGCCCCCCCAUUUCUGAGGGACAGAGCUUAAAGACGUAAUCACGGUCUGGUUUGAAUGUGUAAUACAUGGAGUUAAGAUAAACGUUGCGCCAAUCAAGUCCUGAUCCAUUUUGGUGUGCCAUCUGAUAUCCUUUCAAUACAGAAUAAAGGCAGGAUGCCUUAAUAUAUAUUUAAUGUUGUGUGUACAGUAUUGCCAUUUUAAAUGUAUCUUGUGUUGUGUGUAUCUUGUUUCACAUGAAAUGUUUUUACAGCUGCAAGUGAUUCUGGUAUUAAAAUAUUAUUUUUAAA